Molecule: messenger RNA, 928 nt
Organism: Durusdinium trenchii
Lineage: Eukaryota; Dinophyceae; Suessiales; Symbiodiniaceae
Source: the annotation of a GenBank genome assembly
AGAUCUGCAGAGACGGUUCAAACGCCCAAGACGGUUCUUUCGGUCCGGUCCACAGUCACCAUGGACCUUGAGUGCGGACAUGGCAAUCGCAACCUCUACGGCAUCAGCGCCCGUCAAGUUCGCCUAGGCUUCAUCCAGAAGGUCUAUGGCAUUGUAUGCACCCAAGUGCUGUCCACGGCACUUGUGGCUGCAUUGUGCUGCGGGCCUUUGCAGCCAGCAGUGCUGAGCUUGCUGAGGAACUACCCCAGUGCUUAUCGCUGGGGCUCGUUGAUUGCCCUGAUUUGUGCUAUGGCCCUGUGCGCGGGUGGAAAGAAGAGCUACCCAUUGAACUUCUAUGGCCUUGCCUUCCUCACCGGAGUCAUGGCUUUGAAUGUUGGGGUGAUUUGUGGCAUGGUCGCAGCGGCAGGCAUGGGCGCCUUGGUGGUUCAGGCUGCACUCAUCACAGGCCUUUUGGUGCUUGGCCUCACAGUCUACACAUUCCGAUCGAAGAGAGACUUUUCCUUCCUGGGUGCCAUUCUUUUCCCCUUGACCUUCGGGCUCUUGGGCUUCGGCCUCUUGAGCAUCUUCUUUUCCUCCUUGCAGACAGGUGCUUUGCACCUUGGGGUCUCUUUCCUUGGAGCUGGCAUCUUCUGUGGAUAUUUGGUUUUUGAUACUUGGCGCAUUGCGAACGUGCUGAAGGUGGACGACUACGUGGAAGGUGCGAUCCAGCUGUACCUGGACAUUGUCAACAUUUUCUUGUAUGUCCUGGACAUUUUGAUGAGCAUGUCCAAGGAUCGCUGAGCUGAAGGUGCAAGGGCUUGGUACACGUUUACAGCCCUGGUGUACCACCCCGUGUCCUCUUAAGCCAAGUGCUUCAAGCCGUUCUAGCCGUAGGACGUGCCGGAAGGAGAUGACAGGUGUACUUUUGUGGAAGAAACUCCUGGAACGC